This is a messenger RNA of Mytilinidion resinicola, 1581 nucleotides long. Its product is annotated as general substrate transporter. The transcript has 3 exons. The record is from RefSeq and is a predicted model, not a curated record. Gene Ontology annotation, molecular function: carbohydrate:proton symporter activity. Lineage: Eukaryota; Fungi; Ascomycota; Dothideomycetes; Mytilinidiales; Mytilinidiaceae. The coding region runs from base 1 to 1581 and encodes 526 amino acids. Gene Ontology annotation, biological process: carbohydrate transport; transmembrane transport. Gene Ontology annotation, cellular component: membrane.
AUGGUGAACGUUCAACAUGUCAAUCCCUUCAAUGACGAGGAAAAGAAUAGGUCACAGAGCUUGAAAAGCGUAGAAAGAUGGGACGAAUCACCAGCACAUCGAAAAGAGACCGGAAAUGGGCGUAUCGGAAACGUGCAGACAUGGAGGGCGGUGAAAGAGUACAAAAAAGCCCUGUUCUGGGCAAGCUUUGUUGGCCUUAGUGGCAUUAUGUGGGGGUACGAUGUAUUGAUCGGUGCUGGUCUUCUCUCCUCGCCAAAAUUCCGCCAGGACUUUGGAUACGAAUAUAAGGGUGCGUGGGUCCUGCAGGCGAAGUGGCAGAUUGCUUUCAACACAGCGUCGUCCAUCGGCGGCUUCGUGGGAUGCAUAGCCAUGGGAUAUCUAGCCGAUCGAUUUGGGAGGCGGUUGGCACUGGCGGCCGCAUGCUGCUUGAGCUGUGCUGCCAUCUUCGCCCAGGUCUUCGCAAGCCAGAAUGGAGUCCUCCUGCUAGGGAAGCUCAUCAACGGAGUCUCUCUCGGAUCUUAUCUGACGAUCUCGUCGUCCUAUGCCGCGGAGGUGUGUCCAGUCGAACUGCGAGGUAUCAGUACGUCUGGUGUGAACCUAUUCCUGGGCAUCGGAGAAUUGCUUGCCAAUGGAGUCAUCAAAGCUUGCGGAACCAGGACCGAUCGUUAUGCGUACCGCUUGCCAUUCGCGUGCCAAUGGGUCUUUCCGGUCUUUAUCCUCUGCGGGCUCCACUGGUGUCCCGAGUCGCCCGUCUGGCUAGUCCGACAGAACCGGAACGACGAUGCUGUCGACUCCCUUGCCAGACUUGGGUACCGAGACAUCGCCAACACCCUGUCCUUGAUUCAGGAGGCCAACAAGCACGAACAAGAAGAGGCGGCACAGAAACCAGCUUCAUACUCGGAUUGCUUCCGAGGAACAGACAGACGCCGGACCGAGAUCGCCAUGGGUACCUUCGCCGUAUCGCAGUUGACUGGUUGUGUGUUCAUCAUAGGUUACUCCACCUACUUCUUCGAGCUGGCUGGACUUUCAAACGAUAAUGCGUUCUCCCUUGGGCUAGGAGUUGGCGCCAUAGGAAUUGUGGGCAACAUAUUCUCAUGGUUCUUGAUCAAUUCUGUCGGCCGCCGACCUACGAUCCUUUGGGGUGCCUGCAGUCUUUGCCUCAUGCACCUUGUGUUAGGCAUUCUAGAUGUUGUGCCUUCGAAUGGCACUGGUAAUGCUUGGGGCCAGAGCGUUUGCAUCAUCCUCUUUAAUUGCAUAUACUUUCUAUCAGUGGGCCCAAUCGCGUGGGCACUGUAUGCCGAGAUAAGUUCGAGCCGGCUUCGAUCUCGAACAAUCGGCCUAGGGAUUGUUGUCCAGAAUCUCUUCGGCAUCUUGUUGCCGACGGUCAUCCCGUAUAUGGUCAACCCGGACGAGGCGAACUUGAAGGGCAAGGUUGGUUUUGUAUUCGCAUUCACCACAGCGCCGUCCGUUGUGUGGGCGUUUUUUUGUGUUCCAGAAACCUCUGGGAGGAGUUUCGACGAGUUGGAUGCUAUGUUUGCAGCGCAUAUUCCGACAAGACGUUUCAAAGAUCACAAAUCGUGA